This is a messenger RNA of Fulvia fulva, 1053 nucleotides long. RefSeq names its product putative acyltransferase. Gene Ontology annotation, molecular function: acyltransferase activity, transferring groups other than amino-acyl groups. Lineage: Eukaryota; Fungi; Ascomycota; Dothideomycetes; Mycosphaerellales; Mycosphaerellaceae. The transcript is spliced from 5 exons. Gene Ontology annotation, biological process: biosynthetic process. The coding region runs from base 1 to 1053 and encodes 350 amino acids. The record is from RefSeq and is a predicted model, not a curated record.
AUGUCAUCGAACUACGACACCUAUUCAUUAGGCGACUUCAAGCUGAAGAAUGGCGGCAUGAUACCAAAUGCUAGUAUAGCUUACAAGACAUUCGGUGAAUCGACCAACCCAGCCGUCAUCUAUCCUUCAUGGUAUUCCGGGCUGAUCUCCGACAACGAGUGGCUGAUCGGAAAAGACAAGACCCUCAAUCCGGACAAGUACUUUAUUAUCAUCACAGCGCUAUUCGGCAACGGCCAGUCCAGUAGUCCCAGUAACAUGCCCGAUGUUCGUCCUUGGCCUGAGGUACUCUUCUACGACAACGUCAAAGCACAGCACCAGCUUGUGACCAAGAAGCUCGGCAUCAAGCAUGCUCGCGCAGUACUGGGCUGGAGUAUGGGAGCUGGUCAGACAUAUCAGUGGGCUACCCAGUACCCAGACUUCAUGGACUUGGUGGUGCCAUUCUGUGGCUCGGCGAAGACAGCUCUUCAUAACCAAUCUAUGCUCGAGGGCGUGAAGUCGGCCGUCCUUGCCGGCAAGGGCGCUGUAUCCGGAGGUGUUUGCAAAGGUGAGGCUAACGCGGGAGCAUGCCGUGCAUGGUCGGAGGAAGAAAAGACUGUUGGACUCAAAGCUUUGGGUCGUGUGUACUCUGGCUGGGGUUUUAGCCAGCCGUUCUACCGCCAACGUCUUUACGAGUCCGUACUCGGCUUCAAGGAUAUCGAAGAUUUCAUGCUGAAUUUUUGGGAGCCGUGGGCAUUGUCGAAAGAUCCCGAUAACAUGGUGGCCAUGCUAUACACGUGGCAAGCAGGUGACUGCUCGGCUCAGGAGCCAUACAAUGGCGAUUUUGACGCCGCAAUGAAAGGGAUCAAGGCUAAAGCAUUGGUACUUCCCGCUCAGACGGAUCUGUACUUCCCACCAGAGGACUCGGAAGACGAGGUAGCGCGGAUGAAUCCAGGCAUUGGCAAGUGUAUACCGUUUCCCAGCAUUUGGGGUCACUGGGCUGGUGGUCCAGGGGACAGCAAGGAAGAUUUGAAGUGGCUGGACGAGAAGCUGAGGGAUUUCCUCGCCAACAACUGA